AUGGGCAAUCUAGGUGACUUGUCGCCGGAAGGAAGUGUUGCGGUCGGUGUAAUCGUUGGGCUGAUCUCAACCAGUCUUCAAGCCAUCGGGCUGACGCUCCAGCGCAAGUCGCAUUUGCUCGAAGAUGAAAAGCAUCCCUACGAUGUGCGCAGACCCCCUUACAAGCGCCGACGAUGGCAGCUAGGAAUGGGAAUGUUUGUGAUUUCGAAUAUAGUGGGAAGCACCAUCCAGAUCACUACACUUCCACUACCGGUCCUCUCAACGCUCCAAGCUUCCGGACUAGUGUUCAAUACGAUAUUCGCAACCCUCAUCCUCGGUGAACCGUUUACCCGAUAUUCCCUUGCGGGUACCGUCCUUGUUUGUAUCGGCGCGCUGCUGAUUGCGACAUUCGGCGCCAUUGGGGAACCUGCACAUACCCUAGACCAACUCCUAGACCUCCUCCAGCGAAAACCUUUCAUUCUAUGGAUGAGUGCCACAACCUCGUUGGUUGUUGUGAUACUUGUAGCCAUCAAAGUGCUCAAAUACUUCUUGCCAUCGUCCCGCGCGAAACCUUCAGCCUCGGGUCAUUUCGCUCCACAUCUGCUGCGCUUGCAAAGCCGAAUGAAAUUGAUCCGGGGCAUGAGCUAUGGAUUUGUCAGUGGUAUAUUGUCGGCUCAUUCGCUUUUGCUGGCAAAGUCGGCAGUGGAACUCCUCGUGCGUACGGUGGUAGACGGUGUGAAUCAGUUCAACCGUUGGCAAUCAUGGGCGAUCCUGCUGGGCAUGAUCUUCCUAGCACUUACACAGCUCUUCUAUCUCCAUCGUGGGCUGAAGCUGUGUAGUACGAGCGUGCUAUACCCUUUUGUUUUCUGUAUCUACAACAUCAUCGCCAUCAUGGAUGGCCUGAUCUACUUCCGCCAAGUGUCUCAACUGGCAGGCUUCCACGCAGGUCUGAUCGCUCUAGGAACAAUAGUCCUCCUAGGCGGUGUCUUGUGUCUAUCAUGGCGACUUGAGGAUAUCGAUGCCCAUGCCGCUGUGACCACAGUGGGAUCCACGCAGACUGGACUUGGGCCGGGUAUGGCCGCCGUGGAAGAGCACUCUCCAACAUCGCCUGUGUUCCUGGACGGUCAGGAUGAAGAAUCACUGGUUGGAGAACGUGAGCCGCUUCUCAAUCCGAAAACGAACACCCGGCAUCUUUCAUAUCAGCGAGCAGGAGCCCCAAGCUUACCGCUCAAUUUGCACCUCGAUCGCGAUUCCGUCGAUCUAAAUGCUGCAUCCAUUUGGGCCGAGCUCUAUGACUCAGACUAUAGCUCGGACGAUGGACAUAUGCGGUCCUCGACAGAUCGUCCACGCAGUGGCAGUGGCAGUGGCAGCACAACUCUACACGGCCCAUCACGAGGGUUAGCUCGACAUUCGACAAUCGGUGCUAUCCCACAUGAGCAUGAAAGAGGGUCUCGCCGGCUACUAGGGAAAAUGCGUGGGAACCAAAGGCGUCGCACCACAUCCUCAUCCCAAGGUGGGUUAUCACCAGCCCAUCGUACCCGCCGUGGCGUUAGGGGUCCGUUUGCUCUGUCAUCAAACCAGGCAGUCGGAGGAUACGGGACCAUCCAAGAGGAUGGCGAUGAAGUCCACGAACACGAUGAUACAUUCGCUCCUCAUUCGCCUCGCGCCGAGUCUGGUCUCCUUGCUGGCUCAAGGAAGGCUCUGACGGGUGCAUGGAGGUCUGGAAGACAAUACCUGUCUCGAUGGAGCAGCCCGCAGGCGGGCAGCGAAGCCGAGGUUGCUCCCGAAGACGGAUCUUCCUCGUCUUUACUCCCGCACUCUGGCGUCCAACCUCCCCGGACACGUUAUACACAAGGAAACUCUGGUGCCUCCGACGACCUUCAAUGA
Messenger RNA from Penicillium paradoxum, 1866 nucleotides. RefSeq lists its product as uncharacterized. The transcript is spliced from 3 exons. Gene Ontology annotation, molecular function: magnesium ion transmembrane transporter activity. Gene Ontology annotation, cellular component: membrane. The record is from RefSeq and is a predicted model, not a curated record. Bases 1 to 1866 code for a protein of 621 amino acids. Lineage: Eukaryota; Fungi; Ascomycota; Eurotiomycetes; Eurotiales; Aspergillaceae. Gene Ontology annotation, biological process: magnesium ion transport.